This is a messenger RNA of Clupea harengus (Atlantic herring), 2440 nucleotides long. RefSeq names its product SURP and G-patch domain-containing protein 1-like (gene sugp1). Lineage: Eukaryota; Metazoa; Chordata; Actinopteri; Clupeiformes; Clupeidae. Gene Ontology annotation, cellular component: nucleoplasm. The transcript is spliced from 15 exons. The record is from RefSeq and is a predicted model, not a curated record. The coding region runs from base 204 to 2108 and encodes 634 amino acids. Gene Ontology annotation, biological process: RNA processing. Gene Ontology annotation, molecular function: RNA binding.
UUACACUACGUGUGUACUUAUUGCUAUUUUUUGUUUACAGGUUUAAACGGUGUUUUCUUAACAAUGACCCCGUGAAGCCUAAAAGUAAAAAGAAGAAAGAACAUUAACCCGUGAAAAGCGUUCACCUGUGUCCAUGACAGGAGGAGAGACCGGAAAAGGAUUCUGUUUAGGACGUGUGUGCUCGUUGUCUUUGUAACACAGCGAUGGAUUCGAAUGACCCAGAGAGCUAUACGUGGAAGAGCAGGAUGAGUGCCAACAUACGCCGUCAGGAGGAGCUAAUCGCUCAGAAGAAGAGGGAGAUCGAGGCCAAGAUGGCCGAUCAGGCCAAGAGGAACCGGCCUGCCCCUGCCAAGCCCCUCCCUGUUGCUGCUGCUGUCAGCAUUCCUAGCCCACAUGGACCCAACAACAAUAAGUUUCUAAAUGACGGCAGCUUCAUGCAACAGUUCAUUAAGAUGCAGAAGGACAAACCCAGCAGCGAUUCAGGUGCCAACAGUGUUUCCAAAGCCCCCCCUCUGUCGCCCAACCAGGCCCCCACCACCAGCCUCCCGUCGGGGGCGCAGAAGAAGAACAUCCUGAUCGGGAAGCGCCCGGGCCUGGGCAUCAGCAGCAUGCUGAAGAGCUACACGCAGGCCAAGAAGGCGCCGUCGCGGCCCCCGCGGCCCAGCAUCUUCACCGACGACGACGAGGACGAGGGGGACCAGGAGAGCAUGGACGUUCACUUCCUGGAGCUGAAAGUUUCCCCCCCAGAGGACCAGGACGUGCGCUGCAUCAUGGACAAGCUGGCCGGCUUCGUGGCCGAGGGAGGAGCGCAGCUGGAGAGGAAGGCCGUAGAGGACUACAAGGACAACCCCCUCUUCGCUUUCCUGAACGAUAAGAACAGUCGAGAGUAUCUGUACUACAGGAGGAGAGUGGCUGAGAUCAGGAAGGACAACCCCAAGCCUGAGACUCCCGCGCACCCACCACAGGCUAAUGUCUCCCCCUCAGUGGACCGCGACACCCAGAAAGUGGCCCAGAAGCUGGCCCGGUUCGUGGCCGACGGCGGCCCGGAGGUGGAGGCCAUGGCAGCUCAGCACAACAGGGACAACCCUGCCUUCAGCUUCCUGUAUGAGCCCCAGGGUGCUGCCUAUCAGUUCUUCCGGGAGAAGGUGGUGGAGUUCCAGAUUGCCAGAGACACCCCCCCACCCACCCACGGGGGUUCCAGAACCUCCGAGGCCCCGGCCCCGGCCCCGGCGGCCGCCCCCGUCCCUCAGCCCCCGCCCCCCGGCCAGGAGGACGCGCCGGCCGGAGCCCCCGCCAUCAAACGCAAGCGCAAGAGCCGCUGGGGCGCGGAGGACGACAAGGUGGAGCUGCACAUCCCCCCCAUCAUCGCCCCCCCCACCGCCGACAUCGAGCCCGACCUCCCAUCACUGUCUGCUCAGGAUCUGGCAGGUCUGGGCUAUAAGAGGGGGAAGCCGGUGGGAUUGGUGGGCGUGACCGAGCUGUCGGAGGACCAGAAGAAGCAGCUGAAGGAACAGCAGGAGAUGCAGGAGAUGUUUGACAUGAUCAUGAAGCACAAGAAGGCCAUGCAGGAGAUGCAGCAGAUGUGGGAGAAGGCCGUGCGGGACCACCAGCACGAGUACGACAGCGACGAGGAGGUCGACGUCGACGACGGCACCUGGGAGCACCGCCUGCGCCACAUGGAGAUGGAGAAGACUCGCGAGUGGGCGGAGCAGCUGACAGAGAUGGGCAAAGGGAAGCAUUUCAUUGGUGACUUCCUCCCGCCUGACGAGCUGGAUAAGUUCAUGGAGACGUUCAAAGCACUGAAGGAGGGGCGCGACCCUGACUACUCUGAGUAUAAGGAGUUCAAGCUGACGGUAGAGAACCUCGGCUUCCAGAUGCUGAUGAAGAUGGGCUGGAAGGAGGGAGACGGUCUGGGCUCAGAGGGUCAGGGCAUCAAGAACCCCGUCCACAAGGGUCAAACAGCAGUGGACGGUGCAGGGUUUGGGGUCGACCGUCCAGCUGACCUCUCCAAAAAUGACGACGAGUAUGACGCGUUCCGUAAAAGGAUGAUGCUGGCCUACCGGUUCCGACCCAACCCUCUGAACAAUCCACGCCGACCGUACUACUGAGGACACCAUUGCUCUCACUCGACUGCGAUUCCUCUUUUUCAUGUGUCCGUGUCUGUCGACUACCAAAGGGCGGGCUGUGGGCCGUCUGAAUGAUUCAUUGGAGUGUUAUAUUUUUGUGAGGGUAGACUUUUUUACUGUGCCAGGCAUCCGUGCUUUUCUGCAGUGUUUGAAGUGGAAAGAGCAGUGAUGCUAGAAGCCAGUGCUUUAGACGAGGGGGGGGGGGGCACUCUGUAGACGUGAGCCGAAGGUGGAGACGUUUGCUCACGAGUGUGAGACUGACACGAGCAGCGCUGUGUUCUCAUUGGUUUCUCAAAGCUAUCACGUCUACCAUG